GUGAUGGGUUCGAUCCUGAGCUUCGCCGCUUGCCUCAUCAUCUCCACCAACCUGCUGGUGGCGGUCGCUCUGCUGAAGCUGCUCCUGAAGAAGAGCAGCCAGAGCUGGUGCUUCGUUCUCAACUUGGCACUGGCCGACGCUCUGGUGGGUGUGGCCAUCACCGGCCUGGCCACAGAGGACUUCAACGGCAACAGCGACAAAAUCCCUCAGAGCCGACACAGCCACGUCACUGCUGCCCCGCCCACCAACGCCACGCCUCCUGCUCAGGGGAAGACCCGCUGUUUGAUGCGAAUGGCCUUUGUGACGUCACCCUGCACGGCAUCCAUCAUGUCCAUGUUCCUGAUCUCACUCGACCGGUACGCUGCCAUCAAGAGGCCGCUGCAGUACUCCCUGCUGUCGGGGAGGGGGACGGCCGUCGGGUCCUUGCUGACUCUGUGGAUCAGCUCCAUCACUGUGGGAUUCUCGCCAGUCAUGGUGCGGCAGCUACAGGCCGAGGGCUACAAUGGCUUCUGUGCCUUCUUCUCCGUCAUUCACGAGGUCGGCGUUAUCAUCUUGUUCAGCGUGUGCUUCUUCCCCGUGCUCUCCAUGUUCAUCUACAUCUACCUGGACAUCCUGAAGAUCGCCUGCAGCCACCAGAAGCAGAUCAGCCAGGUCAGACAAGCUGGCUCCAGGACGACCGACCACGGCCAGAGACAUCAGCAUCAUCCGCAGCUGAGAAGUGGCUACUGGAGUCACGUCAAGGCCCUGAGGACGGUGGCGGUGCUUGUGGGCUGCCUCUUGGUGCUCUGGUGCCCCUUCUUCGUGGUGUGCAUCGUGCAUGUUCUGUGUCAGAGCUGUGAGCUCACCGACGUGUUGGAGAAUCACCUGUGGCUGUUGGGUCUGACCAACUCGCUGAUCAACCCCCUGGUGUACGCCUUCUGGCAGAGGGAGGUGCGGCUGCAGUUGGUGGCCAUGUUUUCCUGCUUGACGGGCAGGUCGCUGGCUGCCGGACCUCCAGGUAUCGCAGGAAGAUACGACUCUGAGGCAGCUCUGCCGACUCAGGCCCGCAACAAUGACAAUGCCACGUCCAGCUUAUAA
This is a messenger RNA of Paralichthys olivaceus (Japanese flounder), 1077 nucleotides long. RefSeq names its product glucose-dependent insulinotropic receptor. Gene Ontology annotation, molecular function: phosphatidylcholine binding; G protein-coupled receptor activity. The record is from RefSeq and is a predicted model, not a curated record. Gene Ontology annotation, cellular component: plasma membrane; cytoplasm. Gene Ontology annotation, biological process: regulation of metabolic process; adenylate cyclase-activating G protein-coupled receptor signaling pathway. Lineage: Eukaryota; Metazoa; Chordata; Actinopteri; Pleuronectiformes; Paralichthyidae.